Nothobranchius furzeri (turquoise killifish) is the source of this 6995-nucleotide messenger RNA. It is a transcript of the gene tnika, whose product is annotated as TRAF2 and NCK interacting kinase a. Gene Ontology annotation, biological process: protein phosphorylation. Lineage: Eukaryota; Metazoa; Chordata; Actinopteri; Cyprinodontiformes; Nothobranchiidae. Gene Ontology annotation, molecular function: protein kinase activity; ATP binding. The record is from RefSeq and is a predicted model, not a curated record.
CCCUUUCCGUAUUUACCGGCUUGCAGUCACAGCAGAAAACAGGCAAUCCAUCCGCCGCAGCGCUUCACCUUCCACAUCCCCGCACACAUGGAAGUAUUGAUGCGCUCCAUCCUCCGAGCGUGUGCGCUGUAGCUGCGCGCACCCGAUCCCCGAGCGCGUCCGGGACUAUAGAGAAAAAAACCGAACGUGCUUUUUGUUAUUUUCUGUCCACUUGGGAUCACUCUAGCAAGAAGAAGAGGGAUCCGUGGAGCAGCAGAGACCGCACAAAUCGGCGGUGGCAGCCGAGUCCGGAUAACUGACAGCUCAAGGAGAAUUUUUGUGUUCACCAUGUACAUGCCGAGUGACUCUCCAAGGCGGAAAGUCGACAUCGACCUAAAUGAAUUACAGGAUCCUACUGGUAUCUUUGACCUGGUUGAAGUGGUAGGAAAUGGGACCUAUGGGCAGGUAUACAAGGGUCGCCAAAUUCGUACAGGGCAGCUGGCAGCCAUCAAGAUCAUGGAUGUCACAGAGAACGAGGAAGACGAGCUUAAAUCAGAAAUCAGCAUGCUGCAGAAGUACAGCCACCACAAGAACAUCGCCAGCUACUUUGGAGUGUUCAUCAAGAAAACCUCACCUGGCAUGGAUGACCAGCUUUGGCUGGUCAUGGAAUUCUGUGGAGCUGGCUCGGUGACAGACUUGAUAAAGAACACGAAGGGAAACGGUCUGAAGGAGGACUGGGCCGCUUACAUCUGCAGAGAGAUUGCCAAGGGUCUAGCUCAUCUCCACCAGCACAAGGUCAUCCACAGAGACAUCAAGGGACAGAACGUCCUGCUGACUGAGAAUGCUGAGGUCAAAUUAGUGGAUUUUGGCGUUUCGGCCCAAAUGGACAAAACUGUUGGAAAGAGGAACACAUUUAUUGGGACACCAUAUUGGAUGGCACCAGAGGUUAUUGCUUGUGAGGACAACCCUAAAGCCACAUAUGGCUGCAAGAGUGAUUUAUGGUCGCUAGGAAUCACAGCAAUAGAGAUGGCCGAAGGAGCGCCACCUUUGUGUGACCUGCAUCCGAUGAGAGCCCUUUUCCUCAUCCCACGCAAUCCUCCCCCUAGACUUGGAUCAAAGGCAAAAUGGACAAAGAAGUUCCACGCAUUCAUAGAGUGUGUACUGGUGAAGGACCAUGAGCAGCGAUACAGCACGGAUCAGCUCCUCAUGCAUCCAUUCCUGCUCAUUCCCAAUGAGAGGCAAAUCGUCAACCAGCUGAAAGACCACAUUGACCGCAAUAAGAAGAAGAGAGGAGAUAAGGAUGAUACAGAAUAUGUAUACAGCGGCAGCGAAGAGGAAGAGGAAGAUGUGGGUGAUUCGAGCUGCAAUGCCUCUGAGGACUCAACGCUGAGACGAAAAUUCCUACGCCUCCAGGUGUCCAACAACGAUCCAAAACCUUCACAUGUACUUAAGCAGCAGCAGCCCAAUGAGGAGCACAAGCGCAUGCUGUUGGCUGACAAACAGAAACGCAUCGAGGCCCAGCGGGAGCAAAGGAGGCUGCAAGAAGAGAAACAGAAAAAGCAACAGUGGCUGCAGCUGCAGCAGCAACAGCUACAGCAGCAGCAGCAGCGGCAGCUGCAUCAUCAGCACCAGCAGCUGCAGCAGCAGCAACAGCUACAGCAGCAGCAGCAACAGCUACAGCAGCAGCAACAGCAGCUGCAGCAGCAGCAACAGCAGCAGCAGCAACAGCGGCAGCGGCAGCUGCAGCAUCAUCAGCAGCAGCAGCAACAGCAGCAGCAGCUGCAUCAUCAUCAUCAGCAGCAGCAGCUGCAGCGGCAGCGACAGAUGGAGCAGGAGUUGCAGAGGAAGGAGGAGUACGAGGGGCCCAUAAAGGAUUGGAAACGAAACGCGCACCAUGACAUAAUUCGGCAGGAGCAGAAGAACAUGCUGAAGAACAUGUUGCCAGAGGAGCGUCUGGAGUGGCUACAGCAGGAUUAUAUCCGUAGACAGCUGGAAGAGGAACAGAGGCAGUUAGAGAUUCUUCAACAGCAGCUACUACAAGAACAGGCGUUAUUGCUGCAAUACAAGAAAAAACAAAUUGAAGAGCAACGCCAGGCUGAUCGUUUAAAGAGGCAGAUCAACCAGGAGCAAGCCUUCCUAGCAUCAUUAAAUCAGCAGAGCAGGCAAAUGGAGAAACCAAGUUUGACUGUCAAUGAAGCCUCUAAAGUUCCUAACUGGGUCAGUGGACGCAUGUACCCCUCUGAUAUUCAUAAGGUCCCCUCUCCUGAAAGAACCAUACUUGUGAGACCUGAGCAGUCACCCUCUUCAAAGGUCCCAGAAAAGUGUGUUUCUGGAAAAUUCCCAAAUCAGCAAGUCAAAGACUGUGAUAAGCCAAGACAGAGAGGUCGAAGCCCUACACGUAAUCAGAAGGGAGCAUUUUCGAUCCCUCAAGUGAAUGUGAUUUCUUCAGCUAAAGAUCCACACAAAAUUCCCAGAUCUCAUUCUUCUGACCCAAGACAGAUACAGAUCCAGGCUCCCAAUCCACCAGUCUUACGGGUGGAAGACCGAUCUAAGAUGAACAGACAGAGCUCCCCAGCACUGCAGCACAGAGUGUCCCACCGUAUCUCCGACCCCACCCUCCCUCCCUGUUCCGACUCCUUUAGCAGUGGAGCCAUGCAGCCUGCCUGCACCCCUCCCAUCCACCGCUCCAUCGAACCACAGUUGGGCCAUCUCAUUCCGAUGAAGACCCACUCCAAUUCCUUGUCAGGCUCACAGUCUGUGCAGGACCAGAAGGGCUCAGUUCUAAAUGAGGGUGUCAGUGUGUCCUCGUCAAAGCAUGAGGUGCCUCGUCAAAACUCAGACCCCACCCUGGAAACCCCGGGACCCCCGCAGUGCAUCACGGACAGGGAGGAGUGGGAUCAAAACCGAACUGCUUGGCUUAGAGAAGAUGAUAUACCACCCAAGAUUCCCCAGAGGACCACUUCCAUCUCUCCAGCACUUGUCCGGAAGAACUCCCCCAGUGGAGGUGUGGUUCUUGGUGCUCGCACAGGUUCUCAACUCACACGUACCAGUAAUCCAGACCUGAGGCGCUCAGAGCUUUCUCUCGAUGCCUUACUGCAGAGAUCUUCCUCUAACUCGUCAUCUUCCUCUUCUCCUUCAUCUCAGGGAGGCUCAACUGAAAGGAAAGGCCAAAUAAAGCAGGAUGAAUCCCCUCCAGGAGCCUUCAAGGAGGCUAAAACCAAACAGGAGGAUGGUCAAGAAUCAGCCAGACCCAGCAGACCUGCAAGCUAUAAGAAAGCCAUAGAUGAGGACUUAAGUGCUCUGGCCAAAGAACUUAGAGAACUGAGGGUAGAGGAAGGAAGCAGACCCCCAGUCAAGGUAACAGAUUACUCAUCCUCAAGUGAAGAUUCAGAGAGCAGUGCUGAGGAUGGCGAGAUAGUGGGGCAUGACGGCACUGUUGCUGUCAGUGACAUUCCUCGGAUCAUGCCAGCAUCACAGAACAGUGGUGAGGUGUAUGGAGGGCUGGCAGAGGACGCUCUGGGAGAUGCUUAUAAUAGCUCCAAGGACGGGACACUGGUGAUGAGAGGGGUUGAGGAGAGGAGGAGAGGGAGUCUCACUGAAAGUAAUGGCUUUGGAAAUCACAGUAACCAUGGUAACCUCCCUGACCUGGUCCAGCAGAGCAACUCCCCCACAGCCACACCCACUUCUGCUCUGCAGGAAUUGAGAAACAUGGGGGAGUUUGGUCUUGGUGGGUCCAAAGCAUCAUUCACCCCAUUUGGUGAUCCACGGGUUUUCCAAACGUCUCCAGGUGAAAUGGAUGAUGAGAACUCAGCAGCAGCCAUGUUCGCCAACGAGCUGCUGAGGCAGGAGCAGGCCCAACUAAACGAAGCCAGAAAAAUCUCAGUGGUGAACGUUAAUCCGACAAACAUCAGACCUCACAGUGACACACCAGAGAUCCGGAAAUACAAGAAACGCUUCAACUCGGAGAUCCUAUGUGCUGCACUCUGGGGUGUGAACCUGAUGGUGGGGACCGAAAACGGUUUAAUGCUGCUUGACCGAAGUGGACAGGGAAAAGUUUAUAACCUUAUAACCAGACGGCGCUUCCUACAGAUGGAUGUUCUGGAAGGACUUAAUGUUUUAGUCACCAUAUCAGGGAAAAAGAAUAAGUUACGAGUGUACUAUUUGUCCUGGUUGAGGAACAGAAUAUUACACAACGACCCAGAAGUUGAAAAGAAACAGGGUUGGGUUACAGUUGGAGAACUGGAGGGCUGUUUGCAUUAUAAAGUUGUUAAAUAUGAAAGGAUAAAAUUCCUGGUGAUUGCACUUAAGAACGCUGUGGAAAUCUAUGCGUGGGCACCUAAACCCUACCACAAGUUCAUGGCCUUUAAGUCAUUCGCUGAGCUGCAGCACCGCCCUCAGCUGGUUGACCUCACAGUGGAGGAAGGUCAAAGGUUAAAAGUCAUCUAUGGCUCCAGUGUGGGCUUCCAUGUCAUCGAUGUGGACUCCGGCAACCCUUACGACAUUUAUAUCCCCUCUCAUAUCCAGAGCCAGGUGACGCCCCAUGCCAUCGUGGUGCUCCCAAAGACUGAUGGGAUGGAGAUGCUGCUGUGUUACGAGGAUGAGGGAGUAUACGUCAACACUUACGGUCGAAUCACCAAGGAUGUGGUGCUACAGUGGGGAGAGAUGCCUACCUCUGUUGCCUAUAUCCGUUCGAAUCAGAUAAUGGGUUGGGGUGAGAAAGCCAUAGAGAUCCGUUCUGUAGAGACGGGCCAUCUGGACGGAGUCUUCAUGCACAAACGAGCUCAGAGACUCAAAUUUCUGUGUGAGCGGAACGACAAGGUUUUUUUUGCAUCGGUGCGUUCUGGCGGCAGCAGCCAAGUAUUCUUUAUGACACUCAACAGGAACUCUAUGAUGAACUGGUGAUGUGUCUCAUCCGGUCUGCCUCACUCAUCCGACGGACAGUCGGAAAACCCACCUCUCGCCUCGCUGCACAUCAAACAAAACAAACCUGACUAAUCAGGGCGGCCAUUAAAGAACUCUGUUAACACUGGAGAGACUUUUACGGUUUGGAAGAAAAAUAUAUAUGAAGAGACUAAAUAUUUUAUGGUGAGUUUGAUCAUGCAGACGCUACUCAAAUGACUGGAACCGACUUCCUCCAUCUUCUUCUUUUGUAACAGCACUUUGUUCCACUGGAUUUAAGAGUUUUCUAUUCCCUUCUCCCUGUUCAGAUCCCAUCAUCGCUUUUGUACUCUCACUGCCAUGUUCUCGAUUUUCCUUAAUUUCCUUUUCACAAAGUACGGAAACUAGAGUGAAUGAAUGGAAUUUAAUCUAAAUUCAAAAGUACUUUGGAAUGAAAAGAUUACAAAUGUUGUUUGAAUGUAUGUGAUGAAAGCUGCAGCCUCCAUUUCUGGUGCUCUGGGCUUCUCUUGUUGCCCUAAGACGUUUCACCUCUUCGCGUCAGUUCAGAGAAGUAGCCCCCCCACUCUGGAACAGUAUUUCUUCCAUCUUUAUUUUCUUCCAACCAUUCCUCUUUUUGGCUAUUUUAAAAUCUGAAGGUGCUGCAUCAGUAAUAUUUCAGUCUUUUUCUUUCUUCAUGAAAUAGUUUUGAGUCAGUCAGUCUUUGACACUUGAUGACGCAUAUUGCACGUCAAUGCGCACGCGCGCGCGUGUGUGUGUGUGCGCGCGCGAGAUGCUGGGAAUGUCAUUGAUCUUGCUUGUAAACUUUGACCCUAUGAGUUUGUUUACAUGCAGAGAUAAUACUUUUAUCUUGGUAUGAAUUUCAUGAUCAGGUGUGUGUACACACCUAGUCUAUUUUUUAAAGAAGGCAUUAUUGAUGGUUGAAUUUUGGAGUUUAAUGUUUGGAUUAUUUGCUCCACAUUUCUGUCGGUGGUAAAAAGAUACUGAAUAUUUACCACUGUGUGCAUGUUGGAGGCACAUCUCAGUAAAAUGGGAUCUCCUUUUAAAACUCACUCUCUCUCCUUGUUGGCUGUUCUCAUUUAAGGCUUUUAACUGUUUGUUUUUAUUUUUCCAGUGCCUAGCAUGACGCAAGCAUAAUGUAUGGAGGACACACGUUUAUUGUUAUUGAUCUCAUUAGAACCUUGUUUUUUUGUUGUUGUUUUUUUGCUUUUUGUUGUUUUUUUAAGUUUUUCAAUUAUGACUACAUUAAAACUGUUUUGGGAUUUGAGUGUGUUAUCUAAAUGUAACAAAUGUCUACAAACCCCCUUACCCAAGUGGAGAUGUGCAUUAAUCCUUUAAAAAUGUAUCUUUGUUUUUCUGAAAGAGCACCUAAAUAAUAAAUAAUAAAGUUUACAAGUCAAAACACAUACUACUGCAGGUUGAGGAUAGCUGUGUUAUUCCAAUUAACAUUUAUUUUCUCUUAAAAAACAUGCUCAAAGAAACAAUAAUAUAAAUGUCUGUUGAUACUCAUUUUUAUCUGAAGUUAAAGAAGUUAUUCCAAAGAAAUUUCGGUUUUGAAGAUUUAAAUAAAACUGUUUCACAUCAAUGGUUGCAAAUCUAAUAAUCAGAGCUGCUGCUUUUAAUUCUAGCAAACUGACAUUGUUGCUUUUUUUAAAAACAUGUUAACUGAGUUCAAACAAGUUUAGUAACUAUACAUUUUCUAAAAUAAUAGGAAUUACUUCCUUCUUAAAACCAUCAAUAUGCUGUUGAAUGUGGUAACAAAUGUAAGAUAAGAAAGAUGAAUCCACGUUCUUUUCAUGUGAGUUAUUGUUUCAACUCUGAAAUGUUCUGAUUUACUGUUGUUUUAGCUCACCUGAACAUGCUAACAUUUUAGCAAUAAGAGUCGAGUCUUCCCCUGGUGUUCAUCCAGGCUUCUGAGCGUUCUGAUGGAGUGUGAUUGACAUGUUUUUACAGUUCGUUCAUGUUUAAAGUACAAUUCUGACUGUCAAGACACUGAAAUCCCUUAUUUUAAUGAUGAAAUCCAUUUUUCUGUUUGACUUUCUUAAUUUUUGAAGAGCAAGAGGGGUUUAUUAGCUUUUUAAUGCUGUAAAACGGAAAUAAAUGAAAUAACCUCAUGGAAA